CUCAGAGAGAGGAGCGCAUAGCGAGCACCGGAGAACCGACGGCAUGGCUGCUUCUAAGGGGAAGAGCGAACUCCGUUAUGUGGACUGGAUGUCAAGUUUACCGGCAACCCUGCACAGCAUUCCUCUCACCAAUCUCGCAAUUCCGGGUUCCCAUGACUCUUUUAGUUUCUACAUUGACGAGGCCUCACCAGUUGGACCAGAACAGCCCGAGACAGUGCAGAACUUUGUCUCUGUGUUUGGCACUGUGGCCAAGAAGCUAAUGAGGAAAUGGUUGGCAACACAGACGAUGAACUUCACCAGCCAACUGGAGGCAGGGAUCCGCUUCUUUGAUCUCCGCAUAUCCACCAAACCCAGAGACCCCGACAAUGAGCUCUACUUUGCACACGGUCUGUUCAGCGCCACCGUACGUGAAGGCCUGGAGCAGAUCAGCACCUUUCUGGCCUCUCAUGCUCGUGAAGUGGUGUUCCUGGACUUCAACCACUUCUACGGCGUACAGAACCUCCAUCACGAGAAGCUGGUCCAGAUGCUGCGCACCAUCUUUGGAGAUCGACUCUGCCCAGUAGUGUUUGCUCAAGAGGUAAGCCUGAAGUACCUCUGGGAGAAGGAGUAUCAGGUGCUGGUCUUCUAUCACAGUCCCAUGGCUCUGGAGGUUCCUUUCUUGUGGCCGGGUCAGAUGAUGCCCUCCCCUUGGGCCAACACCACAGAUCCUGAGAAGCUUAUUCAGUUCCUUCAAGCCUCUGUAAAUGAUCGGAGACGUAAGGGCACCUUUUUUGUGUCCCAGGUGGUUCUCACUCCCAAAGCAAGCACCGUUAUGAAGGGUGUCACCAGUGGCCUGAGAGAGACCAUCACAGAGAGGGCUCUUCCUAGCAUGAUGCAGUGGAUCCGCUCGCAGCGACCUGGCGAAAGUGGCGUUAACAUCAUCACAGCUGACUUUGUGGAGCUGGGGGAAUUUAUCAGUGCCGUUAUCACCCUCAACUACUACCUGGAUGAUGAGGAAGAGAAUGCUACCUGAACCUCCAAAUAUCCCAAGUCGCUUGUGGUAUUAACUACACAUGCUCCCUUUCUCUUAAAAUUUUGAUGUAUUCUUAUUGAUUAUUAUUUAUUUUUCGGAUCAUAGAUCUCUAUUAAUCUCUGACAUUUUUAGGGCUAAUAAAAACCAUAUAAGGUUAAGAGAUCAUAAGAGUAGAGAGCAGACAUGGUCAGGUGGAGUUAUUUCAGGUAUUGUCUGAGAACUAGGACAAAUCAGACAGAUGGAGAUUUAAUUUUUUCUGGGCAAAAAAGUGCCUAGCCUUUUCUCAUGUUUCUCUGCUUUCCAUCUGUUGCAUUCUACUGAUUCAAAUGUGCAAAAUUUUCUCAAUUCCGCUACUGAUCAAAGUACCAAUAACAUUAACUCAUUUCAUGGGGAAUAAAUAUUGUUUGUACAGUGAAUGUGAUGCUGACUCAAUAGUAGAUCUAUUUCUAGUGGUAUUAGUAACUUGUAUGAUUGUCAAUUUGUAAAUACUUGUAAACCUGUUGAAUUGUAACUUUGCUUACUAUUUGUCAUGCUCAAACGUACUAGUUGAGGUUUCCUUCUGGGCCUCAGUCUGGUUUUACCAUGUUGAAGAAGUGAACUACUAGAUGUUUGUAAUUACAACCAAAAAUUGCCAUUAUCAACACUAAUAAGUGAGGCUUUGUAUCUACAUUUUUGUAGUUGUCCUUUACUUUGUCCAUGAUUCUCCAAGAGAUUCUUUUAUAUCCUUGAAGAACAAACAGUAUUCAUUGCAUUUGCACUGCUGUGACUAUGGACUGUUAAAGAGUGGCCAUUGAGGUUUGCCGGCCAGUUAAAUCCAAACAUACAGUGCAGAAAAAUCAGUCUAUGUGCCAGUGGGGUAAUAAUGCCCUAUACAAUCCAGCACUUAAUAGUGUAUGAUUGCAUACAUAAACAAACAAAGGAUAUCACUUAAUGGGUGUGAACAGACUUAUUAUGAUGCCAUUUUCAAAUUAGCCAGACUAAUUGGAUAAAUGGCCAUGCUAAUGUUUUAAUCACCCAGUUGCCAAAUAAUUUAAUUUGAUCGGUAUAUGAAAUUUUUUGAACAAUGAUUCUCCCUCACUGCUGCCUUGUCCCUUUGUCUUUUCUUUUAGGACUAUAAUUGUUUGUAAUAAUAGGCUGAAUCAUUAAGAUAUUAUGUGGAAUUGUGCUCAAGACAGCAUGGGCACUGGAAAAUCCACUCUCAACAUUUUGGGUCAAAAUGUUUUCAACUUAAUUUAUUCAUUCAAGUGUUGAAUCAGGUUGAUUAAUGUGACAAUCCCACUAUCAGCCUUGAGCAUGAACUUGAGUAUAAAUGCAUUAAUCAUGCCUUUGUACUGUAUGAAAUUGCAUGUAGUUAUCAAGGUCGAUAAAUUGUAUGUAAACUUUCUAUGGAUAAAUGUCCUAGUCCAACAUUUCUGACAAAUCUGGUGUACAAUAAAUGUAAAU
Myxocyprinus asiaticus (Chinese sucker) is the source of this 2455-nucleotide messenger RNA. RefSeq names its product phosphatidylinositol-specific phospholipase C, X domain containing 3 (gene plcxd3). Lineage: Eukaryota; Metazoa; Chordata; Actinopteri; Cypriniformes; Catostomidae. Gene Ontology annotation, molecular function: phosphoric diester hydrolase activity. Gene Ontology annotation, biological process: lipid metabolic process. Bases 44 to 1012 code for a protein of 322 amino acids. The transcript has 3 exons. The record is from RefSeq and is a predicted model, not a curated record. Gene Ontology annotation, cellular component: synapse.